This is a messenger RNA of Caenorhabditis angaria, 4622 nucleotides long. NCBI's taxonomy places the organism in Eukaryota, Metazoa, Nematoda, Chromadorea, Rhabditida, Rhabditidae. The record is from the annotation of a GenBank genome assembly.
AUGGAUCAAACUUUGCUUCUCCAAAAUAUCAAGAAUAAAAUUGAUAAUUUGACCGCUGAGAUGGGUGAGUUUUUUGAACAUUUAGUAUUUAUAUAUGCAACGUGAAUUUCAGAUUAUCUUAAAUACAAAUUUUCGACCUCGAAAAUGAACAAUUAUGAAUCGAAACUUCAAAACGACGAAGAUAUUCAUGCUGUCGAAGCCCAAGUUCUUGAACUUGUCGAAGAGGAACCAGGUAUUUUAAAAAUUUCAUAUACCUUUUUAAAAUAUUCAAAUAGGAGCUGUUAGCCCCCAGGCGUAACAGUCUUUCUCAAUUUUCUGUGGAAAAUUGACUUACAAUCAGAUUCAUGGGAAAUUUAAAUCGAAUUAAUAGAAAGUUUCAAGUUUUUCGAUCAAAGAAUGACUCGUGGCAAAAUCAGGAAGGCUUCCUAAUUUUGCCAUGGACGACGUCAUCGAUAAAUUUUUCGAAAAAAACCUAUUGAAUCUAUUCUCAGAGAUUCGCUAGCCAGCUGGUCACUAGGUGGGGUCGACUGCCCAUCUGAAAUUGACACGGACAACCACAUCGCCCGUAUUUUUUGCCAGGCGACCUGGUCGCGAGGUGGUUCAGUUCAUGCAGACCACCUCGCCCAGGUUGUCCAGCUCAACCCGACCUCGCGUCCAGAUCGUCUCGCUUAAGAGAAAAAAGUCCAAAAAACUUGUGAAUCCGAGCAUUCUAGAAGAAAUUGGCUCAUUUUCUGUUUUUUCGGAGUACUAGAAACCUUAGGAAGUGAAAACAAAAAGUAAAAAAAUGCACCAUUUUGAGUACAAACCACCGUCUUGCUAGCUUUCCGGGAUUUCAAACACACAGACCACGUCGCCGGAAAACUCAAGGCGAUUUGGUGGCCGAAUCAAAUUCAGCUCGUUUUGAACUUUCCGGCCACCUGGUCCUGAUCUAGUGGCGAGCUGGCCAGCGAAUCUCUGUGUUUUUUGUAUUAAAUGUACUUGUAAGAGGUAAAUCACACGAAUUACAAUUGAAUUCAUUGAAAAUUUCAAGUUUUUCGAUCAAAAAAUGACUGGUGGCAAAAUCAGGAAGGCUUCCUAAUUUUGCCAUGGAUGACGUCAUCGAUCAAAUUUUUGAAAAAAAAACUUAUUUUAUUAUUUUUUGUAUUAAAUGUACUUGUAAGAGGUAAAUCACACGAAUUACAAUUGAAUUCAUUGAAAAUUUCAAGUUUUUCGAUCAAAAAAUGACUCGUGGCAAAAUCAGGAAGGCUUCCUAAUUUUGCCAUGGAUGACGUCAUCGAUCAAUUUUUCGAAAAAAACUUAUUUCAUUAUUUUUUGUAUUAAAUGUACUUGUAAGAGGUAAAUCACACGAAUUACAAUUGAAUUCAUUGAAAAUUUCAAGUUUUUCGAUCAAAAAAUGACUGGUGGCAAAAUCAGGAAGGCUUCCUAAUUUUGCCAUGGAUGACGUCAUCGAUCAAAUUUUUGAAAAAAAAACUUAUUUUAUUAUUUUUUGUAUUAAAUGUACUCGUAAGGUGUAAAUCACACGAAUUACAAUUGAAUUCAUUGAAAAUUUCAAGUUUUUCGAUCAAAAAAUGACUGGUGGCAAAAUCAGGAAGGCUUCCUAAUUUUGCCAUGGAUGACGUCAUCGAUCAAUUUUUCGAAAAAAAACUUAUUUCAUUAUUUUUUUGUAUUAAAUGUACUCGUAAGAGGUAAAUCACACGAAUUACAAUUGAAUUCAUUGAAAAUUUCAAGUUUUUCGAUCAAAGAAUGACUCGUGGCAAAAUCAGGAAGGCUUCCUAAUUUUGCCAUGGAUGACGUCAUCGAUCAAUUUUUCGAAAAAAAACUUAUUUCAUUAUUUUUUUGUAUUAAAUGUACUCGUAAGAGGUAAAUCACACGAAUUACAAUUGAAUUCAUUGAAAAUUUCAAGUUUUUCGAUCAAAAAAUGACUCGUGGCAAAAUCAGGAAGGCUUCCUAAUUUUGCCAUGGAUGACGUCAUCGAUCAAUUUUUCGAAAAAAAACUUAUUUCAUUAUUUUUUUGUAUUAAAUGUACUCGUAAGAGGUAAAUCACACGAAUUACAAUUGAAUUCAUUGAAAAUUUCAAGUUUUUCGAUCAAAAAAUGACUGGUGGCAAAAUCAGGAAGGCUUCCUAAUUUUGCCAUGGAUGACGUCAUCGAUCAAUUUUUUGAAAAAAAAACUUAUUUUAUUAUUUUUUGUAUUAAAUGUACUUGUAAGAGGUAAAUCACACGAAUUACAAUUGAAUUCAUUGAAAAUUUCAAGUUUUUCGAUCAAAAAAUGACUCGUGGCAAAAUCAGGAAGGCUUCCUAAUUUUGCCAUGGAUGACGUCAUCGAUCAAUUUUUCGAAAAAAAACUUAUUUCAUUAUUUUUUUGUAUUAAAUGUACUCGUAAGAGGUAAAUCACACGAAUUACAAUUGAAUUCAUUGAAAAUUUCAAGUUUUUCGAUCAAAAAAUGACUCGUGGCAAAAUCAGGAAGGCUUCCUAAUUUUGCCAUGGAUGACGUCAUCGAUCAAUUUUUUGAAAAAAAAACUUAUUUUAUUAUUUUUUGUAUUAAAUGUACUUGUAAGAGGUAAAUCACACGAAUUACAAUUGAAUUCAUUGAAAAUUUCAAGUUUUUCGAUCAAAAAAUGACUCGUGGCAAAAUCAGGAAGGCUUCCUAAUUUUGCCAUGGAUGACGUCAUCGAUCAAUUUUUCGAAAAAAAACUUAUUUCAUUAUUUUUUUGUAUUAAAUGUACUCGUAAGAGGUAAAUCACACGAAUUACAAUUGAAUUCAUUGAAAAUUUCAAGUUUUUCGAUCAAAAAAUGACUCGUGGCAAAAUCAGGAAGGCUUCCUAAUUUUGCCAUGGAUGACGUCAUCGAUCAAUUUUUCGAAAAAAAACUUAUUUCAUUAUUUUUUGUAUUAAAUGUACUCGUAAGAGGUAAAUCACACGAAUUACAAUUGAAUUCAUUGAAAAUUUCAAGUUUUUCGAUCAAAGAAUGACUCGUGGCAAAAUCAGGAAGGCUUCCUAAUUUUGCCAUGGAUGACGUCAUCGAUCAAUUUUUCGAAAAAAAACUUAUUUCAUUAUUUUUUUGUAUUAAAUGUACUCGUAAGAGGUAAAUCACACGAAUUACAAUUGAAUUCAUUGAAAAUUUCAAGUUUUUCGAUCAAAAAAUGACUCGUGGCAAAAUCAGGAAGGCUUCCUAAUUUUGCCAUGGAUGACGUCAUCGAUCAAUUUUUCGAAAAAAAACUUAUUUCAUUAUUUUUUUGUAUUAAAUGUACUCGUAAGAGGUAAAUCACACGAAUUACAAUUGAAUUCAUUGAAAAUUUCAAGUUUUUCGAUCAAAAAAUGACUCGUGGCAAAAUCAGGAAGGCUUCCUAAUUUUGCCAUGGAUGACGUCAUCGAUCAAUUUUUUGAAAAAAAAACUUAUUUUAUUAUUUUUUGUAUUAAAUGUACUUGUAAGAGGUAAAUCACACGAAUUACAAUUGAAUUCAUUGAAAAUUUCAAGUUUUUCGAUCAAAAAAUGACUCGUGGCAAAAUCAGGAAGGCUUCCUAAUUUUGCCAUGGAUGACGUCAUCGAUCAAUUUUUCGAAAAAAAAACUUAUUUCAUUAUUUUUUUGUGUUAAAUGUACUCGUAAGAGGUAAAUCACACGAAUUACAAUUGAAUUCAUUGAAAAUUUCAAGUUUUUCGAUCAAAAAAUGACUGGUGGCAAAAUCAGGAAGGCUUCCUAAUUUUGCCAUGGAUGACGUCAUCGAUCAAUUUUUUGAAAAAAAAACUUAUUUUAUUAUUUUUUGUAUUAAAUGUACUUGUAAGAGGUAAAUCACACGAAUUACAAUUGAAUUCAUUGAAAAUUUCAAGUUUUUCGAUCAAAAAAUGACUCGUGGCAAAAUCAGGAAGGCUUCCUAAUUUUGCCAUGGAUGACGUCAUCGAUCAAUUUUUCGAAAAAAAACUUAUUUCAUUAUUUUUUUGUAUUAAAUGUACUCGUAAGAGGUAAAUCACACGAAUUACAAUUGAAUUCAUUGAAAAUUUCAAGUUUUUCGAUCAAAAAAUGACUGGUGGCAAAAUCAGGAAGGCUUCCUAAUUUUGCCAUGGAUGACGUCAUCGAUCAAUUUUUCGAAAAAAAACUUAUUUCAUUAUUUUUUUGUAUUAAAUGUACUCGUAAGAGGUUAAUCACACGAAUUACAAUUGAAUUCAUGAAAAAUUUCAAGUUUUUCGAUCAAAAAAUGACUCGUGGCAAAAUCAGGAAGGCUUCCUAAUUUUGCCAUGGAUGACGUCAUCGAUCAAUUUUUCGAAAAAAAACUUAUUUUAUUAUUUUUUGUAUUAAAUGUAAUCCAUGCAAAAUUCGCGGACUCUGUCGCCUGUAAUUGCGGAUCUGUUCAAAAAUACUACAGAUAUGCGCCAACAAAUCGAGAAUUCCUAAAAUAUUAUGAAAUAAUAGCUAUACUUGAUUAAUUGCAAAGAAAUUACAAGUUCAUAUAUGCAUGCCUUUAAAAUCUUCAGAGUCAAAAUAUUAUUCAAAAAAAUUGUUUUUUCAUUAUGUGAAAACAUUUUCAGAAAUCCUUCAAUUGACAAGAAUCUUGCUCAAAUUCUUCCUUCUGGCAUUUUUUGAUCUUGUCAUCAUGGUUUUACUUUUCCGAGCUAUUCAAUGUUAA